AUGUCCUAUAUCCUCGUAUCACGCCUUCAAUGUCACAAGUUUUUACGUGCUUAUUUAGAUAUGGUGUGGUGUGCUCGUUUGAGCGGCAUUCAUGAGAACCCUCUACACUCCACGCUGGCAUUCUCACCAUCCAUUCACCCUUGUGCUGGGAAUGUUGAUCAGAGCCUAGCAUAUUGUUACGCCGUCCUCCUUCCCGAGCUCUACCACUCCAUCUGUGCUACUCGAGGCGUUAUUACUCCUCCCAUGCGUCUGGGCGACAAAUUCGAGGCUAAAGCCUCUGAGUAA
Molecule: messenger RNA, 285 nt
Organism: Protopolystoma xenopodis
Lineage: Eukaryota; Metazoa; Platyhelminthes; Monogenea; Polystomatidea; Polystomatidae
Source: the annotation of a GenBank genome assembly